This is a messenger RNA of Aureobasidium vineae, 1380 nucleotides long. NCBI's taxonomy places the organism in Eukaryota, Fungi, Ascomycota, Dothideomycetes, Dothideales, Saccotheciaceae. The record is from the annotation of a GenBank genome assembly.
AUGUCCUUCCAAGUGCAGGAAACCACGACGAUGGCUGCAGCUUCCAAUGCCUCACACCCAACCCAAUCCUACGACCUUGUCGUUGUAGGCUUCGGCAGCACAGCACUCUCCCUCGCAACCACACUCGCAGACUCCGAAACAGCACUCAAAGUCCUCUUUCUGGAGUCCAAGGCUGCCUUCAACUGGGCACCUGCAUCAGUGUUGCCAGAAAAUGCCACACGCACGAGUUUCUUGCGUGACUUGAUCACCACACGCAACCCUCGCAGCGAAUUUACAUUUGUCAACUAUUUGUUUGAGAGUGGGCAGUUGGUGCAGUUUGUCAACUCUUCGCAUAUGGCUCCCACGCGAUUGGUGAUGGGCAACUACCUUGCUUGGGUUGCGGCGAAGAUGGAGGAGAGACAGUGGGUGAGGUACUCGAGCACUGCUACCAGAGUUGUUCCUGUCAAGAAUGGAGCUUCGCAGAUCAAUGGCUGGAAGAUUGGUGUUUGUGAUGCUCAGGGAAACACCCGCACUAUUGCUUGCAAGCGUGUUGUUUUGGCUACUGGCUCCAAGCCUAGGAUCCCCGAUGCUUUGAUGGGAGCAAAGGGUAAGGUGCUACACAUUUCUGAAGUUGGACCUCUGUUGCACAAUCUCAAGGACCAAGAUAUUGCUAUCGUGGGAGCGGAUCAAGAGGCGGCUGAAAUCUUUGAGCACUUGCAGAGUGCCGGGGCCUUGCACCGCGUGCGAGCAACAAUGUUCAUCACAGACUCUGCAUUGCGACCAGAGGACAACACUUCCUUUACCCAGGACAUCAUCGACGAUAUCCUCCCCGGCGCGACAGCCUCCCAAUACCCACCCGAACUACGCCCUCGCCUACUCUCUCCAUCCUCUACCCCUCCNCAAACCCCCAAAAUUUCCCUUCACACCAUCGAAGCACUCUACGAAAACCUCUACGCCCAACGCAUCUCAACACACAAACCAAGCGACUGGCGCUUCACCAUCACACCUCUGUCUCUUGUAACUUCCGUCAUCCCCUCUGGCAACAAACUCCGCCUCGGUCUGCAAAACACACGUACAAAUGCCACCAGCACCAGCCCCAACGCUUUCGACAUCGUCAUCGCAGCAGGUGGAUACGAGCACUCGACAUCUUUACUGCAGGACAUUGAAGCUGCUGGGUUGCUGCAGGACAAAAAGGCGGCGGUGGAUGCAGAAUACAAGCUUUCGUUCCGCAGGAAUGCCGUGGCUAAGGAUACUGGCAUCUGGGUUAUGGGAUCGCUGGAGCAAGGCUUGAGGGAUGAGGAUAUGGGGUAUGCGGUGGAGAGAAGUGGUCGUUUGUUGGCUUCUGUGCUUGAAAGUGUGGCUGGAAAUGAGGCGGUCAGAGGUGAGGUUGCCAUGUUGUAG